ACUUAAUAGAAGGUUUCUAAGAGUUUCUGAUUAAUAAUAGAGCAUUAUUAUCAUAGAAAAGAUGCAUUUUAUUAAACACUCUUUUGAAUUUUAAAAUUUGUAUUUUUGUUGUUUAAACCUGAUGCAAAGUAACAGACCUGAGUCCUAUCAAGAGUGGUUACUCAAGUCCUACAUUAAUCAAAUGUCCCAAACUCACUCCAACACCGCUCUCUCCUGGCGGCGUCUUUACCUGAGCAGAGCGAAAUUAAAAGCAAGUAGUAGAACGUCUGCAUUGCUGUCUGGUUUCGCAAUGGUUGCUAUGGUUGAAAUUUCCAUAGGUGAUAAUGAUGGUAAAUCUUCCAUUCCAGAGGAACUGCUUUUAGUAUUUGGUAUUUGCACAACACUUUUAGUUGUUGUUCAUCUGAUGGCAUUGAUGAUAAGUACGUGUAUCCUGCCAAAUAUAGAAGCAGUCAGCAAUGUUCACAGUGUUCAGGCAGUCAAUGAAUCUCCUCAUGACGAGAUGCGAGUAUGCGUUGAAAUGGCUUGGGUAUUCUCCACUGGCCUUGGUAUUUUGCUCUUCCUUACAGAGAUUGCUAUUCUUUGCUGGGUCAAAUUUUAUAGCUUCAGUCGUAACACGGCCAUAGCUUCUACUGUUAUUGUCAUUCCUGCAGGAAUAUCCUUUAUUGCAUUUUCAUUAUUGUUUUACAAACGGCUAAUGGCUCACAAAUAUCAAAGACAUUCUGAAGGAUUAAAAGAACUUGAUGAAAUGGCCAGAGAGUUGCAGACCAGUAGAGAUGGAGUUAACAUAAUUUAAAAUGAAUUUUUUUUAAUUCUAUGUUUUAAUUUUGAGAAAGUAUUUUUGUAUCACUAAAUGUUGUUCAAGUGUCCUUUUAAUUAUUAGAAAUGUAAUAUACAACCUUUUGUAUAAAUAAAAUUUUACUUUUUUGCAAAUGUUACAAUUUUGCCUUGUGUAACUUUAUUGAAAAUGAUGUUGACAUCUGGUAAUUUAAUCCUCUAAGCUUCCUUGCAUUAGUACAAUUAGUUUGUGCAUGUCUUCAUGUGUACAUUUAACAGAUCUAAUUACCAUUUUCUGUGUUUGUAACCAAUUGUGCUAAAUUAUUUUAACUGUGUUUUUAAGCCUGUUCCUGGUUGAAAGUAAACAUGGCUAAAAUUUCUUUUCUUAAAAUUUUACGAAAAUGCUUUAAAAAACUCAAUAACUUUGAAAUGUGUGACUACUUUUUCAGUUAAAUGGAUAUUUUUAAAAACUUAACA
Molecule: messenger RNA, 1251 nt
Organism: Physella acuta
Lineage: Eukaryota; Metazoa; Mollusca; Gastropoda; Physidae
Product: protein orai-3-like
Biological process (GO): store-operated calcium entry
Cellular component (GO): membrane
Molecular function (GO): store-operated calcium channel activity
Source: RefSeq, a predicted model, not a curated record